AUGAAGCCAACAGCGCUUGCACUUCUCAUCCUUUGCCCAUGGUUAGUGUCUCUGAAUGGAGACCCUGGGGCAGGAGAAGGGACCUGGGCCAGGUUUGCCAGCCUGCCCUACCCGGAGGACAAGCUGUUCCUGCAUGACACUUUCCCCGAGGGCUUCAUGUGGUCUGUAGGGACAUCAGCUUACCAGACAGAGGGUGCCUGGCAGCAGGAUGGAAGAGGAGCGUCCGUCUGGGAUACCUUCACCCACAAGCAACUCAGUGCCAACGGGGAUGUGGCCAGUGAGAGUUAUAAUAACAUAGAGAGAGAUAUUUCCGCCAUCCAAACUUUGGGUGUCACACACUACCGAUUCUCCAUCGCCUGGUCCAGGAUCCUUCCAGAUGGUCUGGUCUCAAACCGCAAUGAAGCUGGCCUGAGGUACUACUCCCACUUGAUCCAAAGGCUCCGAGAUGUAGGCGUUGAGCCCAUAGUGACUCUGUAUCAUUGGGAUAUGCCCCAGGCUCUCCAGGACAUGUACGGAGGUUGGAUCAAUGAAAGCUUGGUGGAUCGCUUUAGUGAAUAUGCAGAGGUCUGUUUCAAGGCUUUAGGGGACCGGGUGAAGUAUUGGAUCACCGUGGACAAUCCUUACGCGCUAGCUUGGCACGGUUACGGCACGGGCAAACUUGCCCCUGGUAUCCACGGAGCCCCAAAUGUACCUUACACAGUGGCACAUAAUCUGAUUAAGGCACACUCCAAGACUUGGCAUAUCUACAAUGACCAUUUUCGUGAAUCUCAGCAAGGACAUGUGUCAAUUGCUUUGGCUUCUCAUUGGGUUGGGCCAAAGAAUGGGGACAUUAACCCUGAAGCUGUGCAGCUUUGCCACUGCUCCAUCAACUCUGUAUUAGGCUGGUUUGCUAAACCAAUAUUCAUAGAUGGCGACUAUCCAGCAUGUAUGAAGGAUAACCUCAAAUCUUUGCUGCCAGUUUUUAACGAUGCAGAGAAAUUGGAAAUCAAGAAGACAGCUGACUUUUUUGCACUUUCUUUUGGCCCACUGAGUUUUCGACUUUUGGACUCAAAUCUGUUAUUUAACCAAACAAAAAAAUACCUUCUGAGACAGCUUCUCUAUUGGAUUCAUUCAGAAUACAACAAUUCAAAGAUAUUCAUUGUAGAAAAUGGCUGGGAUGACAGCAGCAGCAGUACGAAGACUGAGGAUGUUUAUAAUAUGUAUCCUUUAAAGAGAUUUCUCAUGGAUGUGCUGAAAGCAAUUAAGUAUGAUGGAGUUGAUGUCAUUGGAUACACAGCGUGGUCCCUGGUAGAUGGCUUUGAAUGGGAUACUGGUUACAGUACCCGACGAGGAUUGUUUUACAUUGACUUUCAAAGCAAGGAGAAGAAGAGGAUGCCAAAAUCAUCUGCUUUUUUCUAUCGGCAAGUGAUAGAAGACAAUGGAUUCCCAUCUGUACCAGAAAGCAAACCUAUUACAGGAACCUUCCCCUACAGUUUUGCAUGGGGCAUUUCUGAGGAUGUUGUACAGGUAGAAACGACUCCUACAACUCCCCAGUUUGCUGAUCACAAUAUUUACAAAUGGGAUAUUAAUGGCACUGGAAAGCUAUUGAAAGUCAAAGGAGUAAUCGGUCAGGCUCGUAAAGCUCAAUGCACUGACUACAGCACCAUCAGGCAAGAAAUUUACCUCUUGCAAAAUACACAUGCCACUCACUUCCAGUUCUCUCUCAACUGGUCACUAAUCCUCCCGACGGGCAACACAACACAGGCAAUCAGGGCAAACCUACGCUAUUACAAAUGCUACAUCAGUGAGCUUCUACGUGUGAAUGUUACUCCUGUCGUUGUGUUGUAUCAUCCCACUCUUGAGGAUCAGCGACUGCCUUCGGUGUUAGAAGAAAAUGGGGGCUGGAUGAACCCGGCAACUAUUCGGGCUUUUGUGGAAUAUGCCAGGUUAUGUUUCAGACAGCUGGGAAGCAAAGUGAAAUUCUGGAUAACAAUGAGUGAGCCAAAUGGCAUAAAGCACUUAUUGGGAUAUAAAACAAACUUCACAAUUGUAGGCCACAGUUUAAUCAAAGCACAUGCUUUAGUCUGGCAUCUUUAUAACAAUGAGUUUCGCAAGACACAAAAUGGACAGAUCUCUGUCUCCCUUCAUGCUGAUUGGGUGGACCCAGCUGACCCUUUCUCUAGGAAUGACAUUGAAGCAGCUGCUAGGACCUUGGAGUUUGAUAUUGGUUGGUUUGCAGAGCCUAUUUUUGGUAAUGGGGACUACCCCUUCAUCAUGCGAGACUGGCAGAGCCAAAGGCAAAAUGUUGGAUGGCACAAUUCUUAUCUGCCCCACUUUACCACUGAAGAGAAAAGGCUGAUACAUGGUUCUGGUGACUUUGUGGCACUGAACCACUACACAACUCAUAUUGUACAUCUAGAAAGCCAAGCUGAAGCCCAGGCUGGUUAUGAAUUCAAAGUGCAGCACCUAAAAGACACUACCUGGCUGUCAUCACCAGAUGGAAAAGCAGUUGUGCCAGGGGGUUUACGCAAACUGUUAAGGUGGAUAAAAUCAAAAUAUGGCAACGUUCCAAUCUAUAUCACGUCGAAUGGAAUUGAUGAUGAUUCACCCUCUAAAGACAAGUUACGAAUUUAUUACAUUCGGAGUUACAUUAAUGAGGUUUUGAAAGCCUUAAAACUGGAUGGAGUAAAUAUUCGUGGAUAUUUUGCCUGGGCCUUAAGAGAUAUCGAUGAACCAAACUAUGGCUUCUACACUUCCAAUCGAGCAGCUAAACUGUCUGUUGAACAUUACAGGAGAAUAGUGGAUAAUGGCGGAUUUCCUACAUCAAAAAUCACCACGCCUCAAUAUCACACCUCUUCACCUCUAAAGUACCUACUCAACCCCUUUAUUCUCCUCUACCCUAACCCGUCUUUCCAGGUUUUCCCGUCCUGUUACCCAGCUGAUGCUAGGUUUAUCAUAAAAAUGAAAGCUGUGAUUUGCCAUGCGGCAUUUACGUCAUUGAACUGUGCCUCUGACAAGAUCAAGUGGAAUUUCAGUAUGUGUAAAUGCCAAGAAAAUCUUCCAUGUGAACACUACCAAUACCAAGAAGCUCUUACUUAUACGCUGUAA
Carcharodon carcharias (great white shark) is the source of this 3087-nucleotide messenger RNA. RefSeq names its product klotho (gene kl). Lineage: Eukaryota; Metazoa; Chordata; Chondrichthyes; Lamniformes; Lamnidae. The coding region runs from base 1 to 3087 and encodes 1028 amino acids. The transcript is spliced from 6 exons. Gene Ontology annotation, molecular function: hydrolase activity, hydrolyzing O-glycosyl compounds. Gene Ontology annotation, biological process: carbohydrate metabolic process. The record is from RefSeq and is a predicted model, not a curated record.